AUGACUUACGGGUCGUUGAGCGAAUGGAGACAGUCUCAGCAGCACAUAAUAAGAAACCAGUGGACUCCAUCAACGAUCAUAUUGCGCAAGUUUGGUCCUACCAUCAUUGCCGUCGUUUAUCCGAACAAGGCCUUUGAGAACACCAGUAGUCUACCUCAAGGGCUGAAGAGAUCAGAGGUCAUAUUUCCCGAGUUCACCGACAUUCAAGUGCCCAUCUGUGUUCCUAAAGUAUCAGGUCCCACUGCCGAGCUCAAAUUCAGACGUUUCACAGUUCUCAAGUACCUCAAGAACAUAGCGCCUGAAGAUAUCCAGAUAAAUCUUUACGGAGAGCACCCGGGGGAGCUGUUCAAGAAGGCAAGUGACGACGCUGCUAUCACCUAUUCUGGAAGUGUCCAGUUCAGUCUCAAUGCAGCAUCAGUUCAAAUGACAGAUAACUGCCCUAGUGAAGCUUCAAUCAAAUGA
Aspergillus alliaceus is the source of this 462-nucleotide messenger RNA. RefSeq lists its product as uncharacterized. The transcript has a single exon. The coding region runs from base 1 to 462 and encodes 153 amino acids. Lineage: Eukaryota; Fungi; Ascomycota; Eurotiomycetes; Eurotiales; Aspergillaceae. The record is from RefSeq and is a predicted model, not a curated record.